Molecule: messenger RNA, 4644 nt
Organism: Magallana angulata
Lineage: Eukaryota; Metazoa; Mollusca; Bivalvia; Ostreida; Ostreidae
Exons: 7
Coding region: 525-2846 (773 amino acids)
Biological process (GO): hippo signaling; regulation of cell population proliferation; apoptotic process
Molecular function (GO): protein binding; molecular adaptor activity
Source: RefSeq, a predicted model, not a curated record
GUAUCUUGUUUGUGCAAAUGAGGAGUAAAAUCAUCAUUUGAAACCUGUACCUUAUUUAAAAUUGAAAAUUUCAAGUGUACCAUGUAAUUGAAAUAACAUUUGGUGAUAUUGGGACAAAAAUAUAAUCAAAGAUAUAAACUAGCUGAUGUAUUAGUAAGAUUUGAAUUUUAAAAGUUGUAUGAUACAACGUAAGAGUUUAACACAAAUAAUAUAUUGUUUCAUCUUUAAAGGCAACACUGAAUUUUAGAUGGAGCUUCUUUGAUUACUGUACAGUAAAUCUAUCUUAGAUAGUAAGAUAAUUAAGUUCAGAUCAUUAGAAUAGUACGGUAUACUGAAUGAGCAGACUAUAUGUGUUUUUUUGAAAUUUGGUACUAGUAUACCAGUACACUUGAAAUUCCUGAGGUUUUCCAAGUCCACUUGAUAAUGUUAACACAAGAUUAGUGAGUCAUUGUGUAACAUGUUUAAAAUGCACACUAUUUGGAAAGAUCAUGUUAAUAUAGUGUAGAAUUUCAUCUCUGAUCGCCAUGGUUUCUUGUUCCUCUGUUCCUUAUGAUAUAGACCGGGAAUUAGAAGAAGUGUUUGAAAAUCUCAAUAAGUCUCUUGAUGAUCUUUUUAAUGUUGACAGACUACCAGACUAUCACACACCUGUCCGCCAGACCCCAAAUUUCCAGCGGCGUAGUGUCAAAACUCCUGCAACAUUCUACGUACCACAACAAGCAGCCGGCAAUGUAAUCGGCAGCAGAGCCCAGGUGCCGACCCGCUCCAAUGUCCAAUCAAACGUCAGCUCACUGGAGACUCGGUCCCAGCAGUUGUCUCCCCUCACUCAACAGAGAAAUACUCAGAGUGCCCCUCCAAAUAUAGCCCAGCUGUCCCAGGGGCUUCAGAACCUGAGCGCGGGGGACCGAUCAGAGGGGGCCUCAGGCUCCACCAGUUCCCUGACCAACCAAGGUUCCACCACCAGCCAGGGGACCAUAGCUUCUUCGGGGUACGGGAGUGGUCCUCAGCCGGCUGUGUCAGAGGGCCAGCAGGGGGCAGGGCAGAGAAACAACCUUGGAGCCAUCAGAGAAGAUUUCCAUGAAGCGGGUAACCUUGGCGGGGCCCAGGGUAACUUCACAGACUACCACAGCCAGUUUGAUGAGAAUUACCAAAUUCAGCAGUACCAUGAGGAGAUCAGGAACCACUAUGCACAGCAAAGUGGAGGUCAUGUGAGCAGCACGCAGCACAGUCUGCAGUCCAGCACACAGCAGUCCAGCACAAGUUCAUCAUCCUCCUCUGCGUACAAUGAUGAGUUCCCCCUCCCCCCAGGAUGGUCACUGGACUGGACCGUGAGGGGGAGGAAGUAUUACAUUGACCACAACACCCAGACGACCCACUGGAGCCACCCCCUGGAGAAAGAGAGCCUUCCCACGGGCUGGGAGAGGAUUGAGAACAAGGAGUAUGGGGUUUACUAUGUCAACCAUUAUUUACAAAUCGCACAAGUAAACCACCCUUGUUCCCCUACCCAGGGGAAUGUCAGAUACAGCCACCCUCCCCACCUCCCUCGCCAGAUUGAGUAUCGAGCGACCAGGCAGGACGGCAUGCUUGUUCCUGCCAACCCAUACCUCCAUACAGAGAUUCCCAAAUGGCUGGUUGUAUACUCUAAGGGAGCUCGAGAACACGAUCACAAGCUGAAGUGGGAUCUGUUCCGCCUGAAUGAAAUUGAGGUCUUUGAUGCUAUGUUGAUGCGCCUUCAUAAACAAGAACUGGAGCAGAUAGUGAUGAGCUAUGAAGCGUAUCGCAGUGCCCUGAUUCGAGAGAUGGAGCGAAGGAAGAAAGAAAACCAAGUUCCCUCACAGAGCCGGGCUCUUCCUCAGAGUGUGGAGCACCAAAAACAAAUUCAAAAUGAGGGACUCCUGCCUGGAAGGCUUUAUAACAUCAGUGCCAAAGGAUCAGGGCAACCCCCCUCCCAAGGGGCUACCCCAGGCAUUCAGCAAAAUGUUGGUCAUGGAUUUCCUCGAAAUGUGGAUCAAAUAUCUGCUAUACCUGUCACUAUUGGCUUGCCACAGGCUGUGCAAGGUCCAAUGGUCCAACAAAAUAUGGUGCAUGCAAAUUUGAAUUUCAAAACUGCUACUCCUGCUGCUCCAAGUAAUCCUGCUAAUCUUCCACAAGGGGUGAAUCCCGCUGCAGGACAGCAAGGAACAACUGCAGCAGAGAGGAUGAUGAUGUUACACAGUCAGGCAUCAGAAAACCAGUUUGCAAUGCAGAAGACUGUGACAACUCAACAUCACCUGAUGCAGCAGCAUCAGCAAAUUCAACAGCAACUAGAGCAGCUGAGACAAGAACAAUUGCAGAGACAUCUGCAACAACAGUUGAUUCAGCAAAGGCUGAUGCAGCAGCAACAUAUGCAGAGUGUUCAAUUUCAUGGUUCACCAAUGUUGCCUACCCAUAAGCCCUUGUCUCAGAACUUUGUCUCCCAGCAGCCUCUUGGCAGCCAAGUGCAACAUUACACACCAUACACAGCCAAUCAGCAGACAAUUAACCAGCAACCACAGAGCUACCCCGCCCACCCAACCACCACCUCCCAGCACCCAUCAACCUCUCCCCAUGCUCCUUUACAAGUCUAUCCACAACUUGCAACAUCAGGUCAAAUGCCUGUACCACAUCUACAGCCCCUCCAGAGUAUUCCACAGGGCUACCCCCAGUUGGUUGUUUCAUCGUCUUCACCCUCAGCCCAGUCCCAAGGUACCCCCCAGCAAGCUUUCUCCGUUCCUUCCUCGCAGCCAAUGGUGCCUUCCAGUUUCCCACCACAAUCCCAAACACAGCCACAGUCCAAGUCCAUUACACAGAACAUCGAAACCAAAGUUUAACACCAGGGUGUGCCAUACUCACUGAGAACAAAUAUUGUAUGUUUAUUACUUGUGUAUUACAUAUGUAUUUCCUUCACAUCUUGUUAUUUUGAUACUCAGUGUAAUGGAUGCAUUAGUUCAAAGGUUGUUGUUGUUUUUUUUAUUUUAAUGAUAUAAUAUUUACUGGUCAAACCAAGAUAUCCUCCUUAAAUCCAAGGCCGUGUUCUAGCUAAGCUAUUGUUUUCAAGAGGACUCUUUUGAACUCUGUUUAAUUUUUAUUCUGUUACUGCCUGUAAAACUUCUAUUGUACAUAAGUUGUAGUUUACAAUUGGCUGUAAAUGAAUAUAAUGUUCAGUCUAGAUGCUACCAUGUUCAAAACCUAGUCUCUUUAUAUAUUACUUACAUGUACUAGUAUACCCCUGCUCCAAAGAAAUUUGGGUUUUUUUGUAUAAUCUUGUAUGUCUGUCUGUCCAUAACAAAUAUCUAUCCUAUUUAAUUGCAGAUGCUUGAAAUCUUAAUACACUUUUGUUAAGGUAUGCUAUAUGUUGAGAAUCAUUUUUGUACCAAAUCAGAUGUCAGCUUCCUGUUAAAUGAUAUAACUGUGUAACAGUUUAUUUUUUAGCCUAAAUUUUCAUCAAAGAUUUCUCAGCAACUAUAAAUAGCAGAUGGUUGAAAUUUUCAUGCAGUCUUUGUUUAGGCAUGCCAUAUAAAGGGAUUCAUUUUUUAACAAAUUCGAUGUCAACUUUCUGAUAAUUAAAUGUCGACUUUGCUUAUUUGUAAUUUUACAUCAGAGCAGGGGUAUCACUAGUGAGCAUUGGCUCAGAUAUCUUGUUAUUUUUUCUUUGUCCAUGAUGUAUUGUUUUGUCAGUGAGUUCAUUGUCAUUCAUUGUUAUGGUUUGGGAUACUUUGAUCAUUCAUUUAUUGUUUUUUGUUUAAAUCUGUGUUUGUUAGUAAUUUUACUGCAUACUUUCGAGUACCAGUAAAUUUGUAUAAUGAUAUAUGGUAUUUUUCUAAGAAAGUCUUUAAAGAAUUAAGAUUACUUCAUUUUCACAAUGUUUAGGCUUAUUGUAUUUUUAUUGAACCAUGGAAGGUAACAAUAAGCUAUGGCUUUUUUAAGAAGAUGCACAAACUAUAGUACCAUGUUAUAUCCAUAUUUCUUGGAACACACUGGCAUGUUUUCUAAUGACAUCGUGUUGAAAUUUAAUUUCAUAAACAUAUUUAGAAGGGACAAGUGAUAGUUUUUUGUAGAAAUUUGUUCAUGCAUAUAUAUAUUUAUGUUGUGUGCCAAACAUGAGAUUGAUUUUUGGAGAUUUUAGAUUAUUCUUUAAAUAACCCUGAAUCAAAUUUUCACAAUUUACUGUAAAUGUAUUAUAUUUAGCAUGUACAUUAUUGGCAGAAAUGUUUUAACAAGUUAGUGUGCAUUUGAAUAGUGCAUACCAGUAUUUGUAAAAGUACCAAAAUCUUUUACAUAUAUGCAAGGCAUUUAGCAAUGUUCUUGAUUUAAUAGAAGGGGCUUUACGCCAAAAACCAAAAUAGAAUACAUAGCUAAAUGUAAUAUGUUUACAGUAUUGUAAACUUAUAGAUACUAAGUAUUAAUCAAGAAAGAUUUUAAUCUGGUUGCCAUGACAGCAACACUUGCAUUAUGAACUUAAUUUCCAAAUGGUUGUGUUUGAGACUUCAGUCACCCUUGUAUGAUCUCAUUCCUACAGUAGGUAUAUACACAUGUAUUAUAUAUAUGCAUUACCACUCUUAUUUAAUUUUAUCAAUUGUGAUUCCUUGUUGAUAUUUGAAUAAAGUAGAAUGGGUGAUAUGCUUUUUA